UUCCCAUACUGGGGAAUCAGGACAAGCCGGUAACCUGAGCCACAAACUAGUUCAAUCCCCUCCCUGUUCUAUUUCCUUUCACAAUACCUCCAGUGUUACUGACACAAGGAAAUGUGCUCUCAUUCGACAAACACAGCAACCCUCUCACGGCUGCCUUGGCUUAGAUGCAACUUGUGGACUUGUAAUCAUUGUUAGUUUCAAAGAGGACAAAGGGGAUACAAUGCUCUGCUCUGCUCUCACAGCUGCCUUGGAUUAGCUGCAACGUUUGGAUUCAUGGACUUUUAUAGAUAGAAUGGAGAAUUUGACUUGUCCGCAUCUGAACUAUCAGGCCUUUUUCCAAGACCAGUCUCAUUUUGUAGUGUAGGAAAUACAUACUAUGCGAAGUCAACUCCACAUCAGAUCCAAUAAGCUAACGACAACGUGGCCAUUACAAUACUUCCAGAACCUCCUAUUGGACACUUUCAACUAUUCCGGGGAAGAACAAUGAGCCGACAGAUCCUUGCCUUUGUCCUGGCCUUCAUCGGGUUCAUGGGGACCAUCGUGAUCUGUGCCCUGCCCAUGUGGAAGGUAACAGCCUUUGUCGGAGCCAACAUUGUCACUGCCCAGGUGUUCUGGGAAGGGUUAUGGAUGAACUGUGUGAUCCAGAGCACGGGCCACAUGCAGUGUAAAGCCUACGACUCCCUCCUGGCCUUGCCCCAGAACCUGCAGGCUUCCAGGGCUCUCAUCUGCAUCUCCAUUGGGGUCAGUGUGCUCGCCAUUGGGCUGACUGUAGUUGGGGCACGCUGCACCAACUUCCUCCAUGACGACUGGCUGGCCAAGUCGAAGGUUGGCAUUGCGGCAGGUGCGGUGUUCAUGGCAGCGGGGGUGUUGUGUGUUAUCCCCGUAAGCUGGUCCGCUCACACCAUCAUCCAGGGCUUCUACAACCCUCUGGCCACCCAGGAGAGGAGAGGGGAGCUGGGGGCGUCCAUCUACGUGGGGUGGGUGUCUGGAGCUCUGCUCAUGAUCGGAGGGGGGAUGCUCUGCAGCACGUACAGGUGCUGAGGAGGGAGAGGAGAGGAGGACAUUAGUUAUGGAUGCCAAAAGAGAGAAGAGAGGAUAUCAAAUGCUGGCCUUGUCCUGGAUGGAUGAGGGAAGGAAUGGAUAAGGGGAGGAAGGGAGGAGAGAGAGGGCUUAAAACAUUAUAUGUUUGAGGAAGAGAGAGGAUAACACAUUCUCUCCUCACUCCCCUAAAGACAUGCCUAAGUCUGGGAUGAUUUAGUCCACAUUGCUCCCACCUAGAUGAUUUUCUUGUGUGGAGAUGUAUUAGGUGAGGCCUGUAGAUUAACUGUGUAGUAACUGUAUGGUGAAAUUCACAGGACAGGUGCAGUGACUGCAUCCCAAAUGGGACCCUAUACCCAAAAUAGUGCACUACUUUUGAACUGAGCCCUAUGGGCCCUGGUCAAAAGUAGCGCACUAUAUAGGACAUAGGAUUCCAUUUUGGAUGCGACCUCCUCCAUCACCCCAGACAGGGGUAUGCAGCAUCAGAGAGGCAGAGUGUUCCAUCAUGGCUGUUUGUGGAGGACAGAUAGAGGAGUAGUUCUGAGUGAUGUUUUAACAUGUUUCUUAAUUGAUUGUAAAAAAAAUGUUUAAAAAAGAAUGCUUGACAAUGAGAGACUGGUAUCUGCUGGACAGCUCUUUAUUCACCAGCCUAAUAAGAGAGUUUUAAACAGAGUACACAUAUACACUGCUAUAUGACUGAAUCCCUGCAAAAUCAUGCAGGGUAAGGUGAGACGGUACCCCCGAGAUACAGUAUAUGACUGUACAGUAUAUGUGACGGAGAUCAGACUCGGUCAGGUUAGAUCAGACUCAGGUUAGAUCAGAAUAGGUCAAGUUAGAUCAGACUAGGUCAGGAUAGAUCAGAAUCAGGGUAGAUCAGACUAGGUCCGACUCAUGUUAGAUAAGACUCAGGAUAGAUUAGACUCAUGUUAGGUUAGAUCAGACUAGGUCAGGUUACAUCAGAAUCAGGUUAGAUCAGACUAGGUCAGACUCAGGUUAGAUCAGAAUAGAACAGACUUGUUCAGGCUAGAACAGACUAGGUCAGGUUAGAUCAGAAGUAAUAAAAUGCACUUUGUCUUUGAUCAAAACCUAUAUCUGAUAUAGAUUAUGUUAAGGAAACGAAUAAUGAUUGUAAUGAUGAGUCGUGAUGAACAACAUUAUCAAUAAACUGCUUUCCUACAUGA
Oncorhynchus kisutch (coho salmon) is the source of this 2219-nucleotide messenger RNA. RefSeq names its product claudin-like protein ZF-A89. The record is from RefSeq and is a predicted model, not a curated record. Gene Ontology annotation, molecular function: structural molecule activity. Gene Ontology annotation, cellular component: membrane; bicellular tight junction. The transcript has a single exon. The coding region runs from base 484 to 1041 and encodes 185 amino acids. Lineage: Eukaryota; Metazoa; Chordata; Actinopteri; Salmoniformes; Salmonidae.